Molecule: messenger RNA, 1035 nt
Organism: Caenorhabditis bovis
Lineage: Eukaryota; Metazoa; Nematoda; Chromadorea; Rhabditida; Rhabditidae
Source: the annotation of a GenBank genome assembly
AUGCCCAGCAACAAAAGCGCGCGCCGUGGCACUGUCGUACCAAGGAUUCAAAAGAAAAUGAAUUCCAUGUUUCAACAAGAUCAUUAUAUUACGGUAACUCCGUUGCCUUCUACUCAGAGCAGAUAUGGACUAAAAGCUCAUUGCCCAUUGCUUGAUGUUGAUCAGCACACUUCGAAUCUACUUUUUGAAAUUCAAAAAAGACGCUUGCCUAGCGAGUCAAUUGACAAAGAAAAAGCCGCCAAAGAAUGGGACAAUUUAUCCAUGGCUUUAUCGCAAGCGCGUAUUUUCCAAACGGUGAAAGUGGACGCGUUAGAAGCAUCUCCAUUACCAGAUAUUGUCUCACUUCCGGACAUUUCAAAACAUGCGAUUCGUCUUGCCAUUGUUCCCGACAUCACCGGAAUGACACCAAACUUUAUGAGAAUGAGCGCCCGUCAAGUGCAAACGUUGAGCCUUUUUCAAAUUUUGAGCUUCUCGAUGCUACUUCCAAAUUACGAGCUAUCGCAAGCCAACAUUUCAAAGAUGUUGCUCUGUAGAAAACUGCCAUUCGACAAUAAUUCGGAAGCAACAACAUGCUCAUCGAUUUUCAAGUUCAUCGAGUCAUUGCCAUCACACACACAAUACGCAGUCGUUCAGGAUUUUUUCAAAACCAUUUUGGCGGUGGCGUUUGCCAAAAAAUGGAUUCUGAGCAUUCAAAAUGAGACCGAGAAAGCCGUCAAAGGAAUGAGAUUCGAAUUUGACGGUUUCGAGAAAGUUUAUGAUGAGACCGUUUCCGCUUGCAAUUUUCUUCAAAUGAACUGUGAUUUGCUCAUGGAUAUUGAGAAACACGAUGAGUCAUUGAAGACCAUGUAUGACAUUCUCAACAACAGCACCAUUACAAUUCCUUUGCUGAAAAAAUAUUCGGGCUACAGACAGUAUCAAAACGUCUUUCGAAGAAUUCAAACUGUGACCGAGAAGAAGCAAAUGGCGGAGUUGCUGAAAUUGAAAGAGGAGAUGCAAGCAUACUUCUCGAACUGCGCGAAAGUUGGCCGACAAUGA